This is a messenger RNA of Acaromyces ingoldii, 2028 nucleotides long. RefSeq names its product BIR-domain-containing protein. The transcript is spliced from 3 exons. Bases 19 to 1980 code for a protein of 653 amino acids. The record is from RefSeq and is a predicted model, not a curated record. NCBI's taxonomy places the organism in Eukaryota, Fungi, Basidiomycota, Exobasidiomycetes, Exobasidiales, Cryptobasidiaceae.
UCUGACCCCUUCUUCAGCAUGGCCGACUCCUCGUCUCUCCCGGACAUGCGUUUGUACGAGUCGCGGAAGGAAUCGUUCAUCCUGAGCGGCGCUGGUACGAACGCAGAUGGGGCACCGGUACAGCCGGGACGGCGCAAGGCCUCCAACAACAAGGCGUCGGCAGCAGCAGCACCAGCUCCCUUGCAAUGGCCCCACCCCAUCGCAUGCUCUGCCGCAGCGACAUCGGCAAAGUCUCAGAAGGCUUUGUACCCUACACCUUCCGAGCUCGCUCGUCUAGGCGCCUUUUAUGAACCCCUGGGCGCUGAGGAAGCCGAUCGCUGCACAAUCUGGCCUGAGGGCAUCAGUGUCUCGGGUUGGACUGCAGGCGAGAGUGCUCUUGACCGGCUCCGGAGCGUGGAUCCGAGCGUGUGCUGGGUCAGGAUCGAAGAUAGCCGCGCAAGUGGCGCCAGCACAGAAACGCUCGACGAGGAACAAGGGCAGGCACGAUGGCACGAGUGGCCGGCUUCACAGGGCCACCUCUUGCCAACGAGCAACGAAAUGUACCAGGCUCGGCACAUGACUUUUGGUGGACUGUGGAAGUAUGAUGGCAAGAAAGGGUGGAAGCCAACAAGUGCAAAGCUUGCAAAAGCAGGCUUUCACUACACUCCCUCCCUGGACGAGGAUGACAAUGUGACGUGUGUUUACUGUGGGGUGUCGCUUGGGGGCUGGGAGAAGGCCGAUGACCCGACUCAGGAGCACAAUCGACGAAGGCCAGAUUGUGCCUUUUUCAACUGCCGACUGGCCUCGUCUACCGCAGGAGCCGACGAAGUAGGCAUGACUGCAUCGAGCAGCUCUUCCAGCGUCAAGGCGCAGGCGGCGAAGCGGGGAAAGAAAGGCAAGGCAAAUGCUGUCGAGGAAGCAGCCGUAGUCGACGAGGGCGGCGCGACGGCAGCUGCCAAACGGAGAGCAGUGUCCACGCGCGCCAACGGACGAGCAAAGAAGGCAGAAGAUGAGGUGGAAGAGGGCGGCGUGGCUGGUGACGAGGUCGAGGAGAGCGAGGAAAAGGCAAAGAAGGCGAACAUCAAGCCAAAGAGAGCGGCGAGAACAGUGUCGAGGAAAGUUGAGUCGGCGGAAGCGACGAUGAUUGACCACGAAGCGCCCAAGACACGGGCGGGUAGGAGCGGAAGAUCCAAGAAGAAGGGCGCUGAUGAGGCCGAAGCCGCUACGGAAGAGGAAGAAGAGACGGGCGACGAAGAGGCGCAGCCAGGGUCCGAAGAGGUCCGUCAACAGAAAGGUCUUACCAAGACGAAAGGUGGCCGCGGGAGGAAGGCCUCCAACGACGAGCAACAAGGGGAGACAUCUGAGAAGGAGAACGACGAGCCUGAGGCAUCGAUUGAGAAAGAAGAGACCAAGAAGAAGGGGAAGAAGCAGCCAGCAACAGCGGCUCCGAUUGCAUCGCCCUCGGUCGAACAGACACCCAAGCCGCGAAAUGACGCGGCAUCUUUUGGAGGGGAGAUCAAGGCGGCGACGAAGAAGAAUCGCAAAGGCGACACCUCGUCGUCAUCGGCGCUUGCAGAUGCGGCAGGGAAGCUCAACCUCUCGUCGUCGGACAGCGCGCACACUUCCACGUCAGCACUGUCAUCGAUGAAUGCGUCGAAGAAUCACAAUCACAGCUCCGACACCACGCCACAGCUAUUGGCCUCUGUCUCGUCGGCUGACGAUGUCGAGAUGGGAGAUAGCAACGCGGUCGACAAAGCAGCGAUGGAGGAGGACGCAGAGGAAGAGGAAGCGGAAGAGCAGCAGGGAACAAUUAAGCCCCUUGCCGAGCUAACAAACCUAUCCGAGGCGGAGCUGGCCAUGACGGUGGAAGAAUGGAUGAAACAGGAGGUGGAAAAGGCGUGCGAGGAGCUGAGGAUCAAGGGCAUGCGGCAGAUCGAGCACCUUCGCGAGAGCGCGGACAGGGACCGGAGGAGAAUAGAGGGCAUCCUCCGGGGCGGCUAGUGGCUCUUUUUGCCCUCGCUUUCUCCUUUUUUUUUUUUUUCUUUCUUU